Messenger RNA from Racocetra fulgida, 171 nucleotides. The record is from the annotation of a GenBank genome assembly. Lineage: Eukaryota; Fungi; Glomeromycota; Glomeromycetes; Diversisporales; Gigasporaceae.
CUUAUCGCUGUUAUAGAAACAGAAGAAGCGUUUACUCAAUUAUAUAAAUGCGAUCCACAUCAGCAAUUCGAACAAAUUUUGAAUAGAAUUUUGAAUAAUUUGACAAUAAGUGCAAAAAUGUCUAUAAUCGGAGUUUUGAUCACCCACCUAUAUAAUAUAUGUGCAAUUACA